GUUCAGCUUGAAGUCGGCCAACUUGUCAACAUUCUAAAUUUAUUGUCUACCCGAUGGUAAUAUAUUAAGCAUAACCAAACUUUUAUUGAUUAUGAAGUAUUGACUGUGUGGUCUUUUUAAAUUUCUAGCUUUUAUUCUGAAUAUUAAUAAUAAUAAUUUGAAAAAUUCUUUCCAUAUUCUUAAAAAAUAAGGUUGUUGGGAGAUAAAUUUCCUCAGACGCUAGGUGUAAUUAUUUUUCAAUGGCGUGAUCUUUGCGACUUGUAUUGGAUGUUCUAAGUGGGAGAAACAAUGGAGCCGAUGUACAUAAAAGACAUACGACCCGACUCUAAAAACAUGAAUCUGACCUUCAUAGUUUUGGAAGUGGGAAAUCCGACUUUAUUGAAGGACAACCGGGAAGUGCGGACGUUGAAGGUGGCCGACGCGACCGCCUGCAUCAAUUUGUCGGUUUGGGAUGAGCCUGGUAGGUUAUUGAUGCCAGGAGACAUAGUGCGCAUGACCAAAGGCUACGCGGCCGUUUGGCGCACAUGUCUCACACUUUACGCCAGCAAAAACGGCGACUUGGACAAAAUCGGCGAGUUCUGUAUGGUGUUCAACGAACAGCUCAACAUGAGCGAACCUAACCCUAACUUGGCAGGAGUGUCAGGGGGGGCUAGUGGAACCGGUGGCAACGGCGGGAAUGGGGCUGGGGGAGGCGACCCCCACUUCUAACCCCCAGCUCUGCCCCGGCAGCGACAGUAACCUCGCAGCAGUCUUCACAAAAUCAAUCCAGCACAGGUAAGAGCAGUGGCAGCCGGUACAGUAACGAGCCGCCACAGCUGGUCCCUCAGGUGCCUCUGUCGUCCGUCAACAAGUCAAAAUCGGCAUCUAGGAGUGAUAGUAGUGGAGCGGGGGGAGGGGGAAGGUCUGGACAACGUAACUCGUCAACAGUGCGGUCAGAGAGACGUUAAUCAUUUCACUCUAGGUGAAAGUGUGUUACUCUUCACAUCAAACUGACUGUCAGCAUUGGUUGCAUGCAAAGCAUUGAUGUUUUUUUUAUGAUCGCAUUUUUAAGAACGCUGCACACUGAAACAAAUUGGCAACAAACUACUGCUAUUUGUUGAAACUCAGUUGACAACUCUGGUGUAAACGCAGCUCAACUGUAAAUGAAACAACCUGAUUAUUGAGUAACUUGAGUUUAAUGCAAAAAAGCUCUAUAACAGCUAUGAAUUUUCCAUUCAGUAAUAAGACGUAAAAACUAGAUAAUUGAAAACCAACUUAUUUAUUUAUUUAUUUAUUUAUGGAGACAACAGGUUACCCCUAAUGUGUCUCCUUCACAAAUACAACAAUACAAGAUUAACAAUGAGCAAUGUAACUUACAAUUCCAAUAAUGUUAAAAGAAAAAAAUAUAUAGAAAUACAAGAGAAGGAAAAAAAUAUAUGUAUACAAGAAAAUUAUCAUAAAACUGAAUAUAGAAAUGAAAAGAUUCUUAAAUUAAAAUAAAAAAUGUUUCAAAGAAUGGAUAAAACUAACAAAUGAAUGUCAGAGGACUGAUACCUGCCAAUGAAGCAACAAAAUGAGUAAGAAGUACACAGUGCAAUAGAUACAAACUUAUAUAGGCUUAUUACGAUUUAGUGCAGAAUGGUCAUCACUCUUUUAAGCCUCUACACAUUAAAUAACCAUGAUAUUAUGUUUUUUAUACAUCAAAGCACAUUAAAAAUUAUCAUCUUUGGCAAACUCAAUGCAAUGUCUUAAUUUCUAGUAUUACUUUAUACUUCAUUUUUUGUAUACUUAAAUUGAAAAAAAUAAACAAAAUAUUCACAAAAAAAUCUACUAUGAGGAAAGUUUUUUAGUUAAUAUUAUAUUAACUAAAUUAUAGUUAACUAGAAAAUAUAUUAAAUUUAUUCAUGAUGUUAGAAGCUCAGUUCCUAUUGUUAGAUUCAGAAUGAAAACUAGGUAUACUGGGAAACUAGAUGGCUUUUGAUGUUCACACUUUCUAUCUGUCUAUAUACAUUCUGUAAUAUGUUCUGGUGUCUGAAAGAGAAUAAACGAACAAAUUAUUGAUUGAA
Messenger RNA from Nilaparvata lugens (brown planthopper), 2045 nucleotides. Its product is annotated as SOSS complex subunit B homolog. Bases 289 to 708 code for a protein of 139 amino acids. Gene Ontology annotation, molecular function: DNA binding. Gene Ontology annotation, biological process: double-strand break repair via homologous recombination; mitotic cell cycle checkpoint signaling; response to ionizing radiation. The record is from RefSeq and is a predicted model, not a curated record. Gene Ontology annotation, cellular component: SOSS complex. The transcript has 2 exons. Lineage: Eukaryota; Metazoa; Arthropoda; Insecta; Hemiptera; Delphacidae.